Perognathus longimembris pacificus (Pacific pocket mouse) is the source of this 3397-nucleotide messenger RNA. It is a transcript of the gene Serbp1, whose product is annotated as SERPINE1 mRNA binding protein 1. The coding region runs from base 113 to 1336 and encodes 407 amino acids. Gene Ontology annotation, cellular component: cytoplasm; nucleus. Gene Ontology annotation, molecular function: mRNA 3'-UTR binding. NCBI's taxonomy places the organism in Eukaryota, Metazoa, Chordata, Mammalia, Rodentia, Heteromyidae. The record is from RefSeq and is a predicted model, not a curated record. The transcript has 8 exons.
AGACGGCCCCCCUCUCUCGGCCCGGCCAUCUUGUGGGAAGAGCUGAAGCAGGCGCUGUUGGCUCGCGCGGCCCGCUGCAAUCCGUGGAGGAACGCGCCGCCGAGCCACCAUCAUGCCUGGGCACCUACAGGAAGGCUUCGGCUGCGUGGUCACCAACCGAUUCGACCAGUUAUUUGACGACGAAUCGGACCCCUUCGAGGUGCUGAAGGCAGCAGAGAACAAGAAAAAAGAAGCCGGCGGGGGCGGCGUUGGGGGCCCUGGGGCCAAGAGCGCUGCUCAGGCCGCGGCCCAGACCAACUCCAACGCGGCGGGCAAGCAGCUGCGUAAAGAGUCCCAGAAAGACCGCAAGAACCCGCUUCCCCCCAAUGUCGGCGUGGCUGACAAGAAGGAGGAGACGCAGCCGCCCGUGGCGUUAAAGAAAGAAGGAAUAAGACGAGUUGGAAGAAGACCUGAUCAACAACUUCAGGGUGAAGGGAAAAUAAUUGAUAGAAGACCAGAAAGGCGACCACCUCGUGAAAGAAGAUUUGAAAAGCCACUCGAAGAAAAGGGUGAAGGAGGCGAAUUUUCAGUUGAUAAACCGAUUAUUGACCGACCUAUUCGAGGCCGCGGUGGUCUUGGAAGGGGGCGAGGAGGUCGUGGACGUGGAAUGGGCCGAGGAGAUGGAUUUGAUUCUCGUGGCAAACGUGAAUUUGAUAGGCAUAGUGGAAGUGAUAGAUCUUCUUUUUCACAUUACAGUGGUCUGAAGCAUGAGGACAAGCGUGGAGGUAGCGGAUCUCACAACUGGGGAACUGUCAAAGAUGAAUUAACAGAGUCCCCCAAAUACAUUCAGAAACAAAUAUCUUAUAAUUGCAGUGACUUGGAUCAAACAAAUGUGACUGAGGAAACACCUGAAGGUGAAGAACACCCAGUGGCAGACACUGAAAAUAAGGAGAAUGAGGUUGAAGAAGUUAAGGAAGAGGGUCCAAAAGAGAUGACACUGGAUGAGUGGAAGGCUAUUCAAAAUAAAGACCGGGCAAAAGUUGAAUUUAAUAUUCGGAAACCAAAUGAAGGUGCUGAUGGGCAAUGGAAGAAGGGAUUUGUUCUUCAUAAAUCAAAGAGUGAAGAGGCUCAUGCUGAAGAUUCGGUUAUGGACCAUCAUUUCCGGAAACCAGCAAAUGAUAUAACAUCUCAGCUGGAGAUCAAUUUUGGUGACCUAGGCCGCCCAGGACGUGGUGGCAGGGGAGGACGAGGUGGACGUGGACGUGGUGGACGUCCAAACCGUGGCAGUAGGACUGACAAGUCAAGUGCUUCUGCUCCUGAUGUGGAUGACCCAGAGGCAUUCCCAGCUCUGGCUUAACUGGAUGCCAUAUGACAACCUUGGUUCCUUUGUGGACCAUCCUGUUCUAAAAGCUUUUGCAUGCUUAAGGAUCCCAAACAACUAAGAAAUUUAAAAAAAAAAAAAGACUGUCAUUCAUACCAUUCACACCUAAAGACUGAAUUUUAUCUGUUUUAAAAAUGAACUUCUCUCGCUACUCAGAAGUAACAAAAAUGGUAGUCAGUUUUGUAUUUAGAAAUGUAUUGGUAGCAGGGAUGUUUUCAUAAUUUUCAGAGAUUAUGCAUUCUUCAUGAAUACUUUUGUAUUGCUGCUUGCAAAUAUGCAUUUCCAAACUUGAAAUAUAGGUGUGAACAGUGUGUACCAGUUUAAAGCUUUCCCUUCAUUUGUGUUUUUUAAUUAAGGAUUUAGAUGUUCCUCUAAUAUACAGACUGGUAUAAAUAUCGGACAUUUUCAGUUUUAAUACCUGCUUUGCAUUUUCACACAUAGUCAACUGGGACAUUUAAACUUUGAUUUGUCAGAUUUUAUGCUGUGUGGAAUACUAACUACUUUAUGUAUUUUAACUUAGUUUUAAUAUUUUCGUUUUUGGGGAGAAAUCUUUUCACUUCUCAUAUAGCUGUUAUAUACGCUAAAUCUUUAUAUACAGAUAUAUCAGUACUUGAACAAAUUCAAAGCACAUUGGUUUAUUAACCCUUGUUCCUGCAUGGUUCAUUAGGUUCGAAUUAUAUCUGAUACACAAUUACAUUUACCUUUCAAAUGUGUGGCUUUCCCAUCUAAAAGCUAAACUAGAUACCUUAUUAGUAAAACGUGUUUAAGCUACUUACUCUUGAUAGAUAUAUCCUGUCAAGUGAAGGCAUUUUGUGGGAAUGAGUUUUUCCCUCUCCUUCCCAACAGACGGUGGAAUAAUUUGGGUUAAUGCAUAACAUUUAAACUUCAUAAAUUGUGUCUAGCCACUUGCUAUAAUUGAUGUAUGAAAGAUCCCCAAGUCAAAAUGGUACACCCUUCUUAUUCUGAAGACACCAAAGGGCACUCACUGGUUAGUGUGGUGAGAGGGGAGAGUAUUUUGAUUUUUAAUGUUUGGAAAUUAGCUUUACAAGGUUGAAACAGCAGCACCAUCCAUAAAAUGUAAACCAAAAAUAUUAGUGUUUAUAAUCUGUAUUAUUUGGCCUGAAGUUUAUAGGUGAAUGUUCCACUGGAGUUGAAUAAGUAUUUUCCUUCUUCCUCCGUUAGAAAGUUAGGUAAUGAAUUAAUUCCUUGAAUGGGAGCAAUACCACUAGUUUUAAAAGUACAUAAGUAGAAUUAUCAAGAGGUUUUCUGGGAUAUUUAAAAAGCCCUGCCACAUUAUUGGUUAAACAGGGAAGGAAUUUAAAGUUUAAACUCAUUUGUUAUUCAGUUUUGUCAGUAAUUUUCUACCUCUGUGUCCUGUUUUUAAAAUAUUGGAGAUCUUAAAUCGUAACACGUCUGCUAUUUAGUAGAUUUGUUUUCACAUACCCUUGUAGAAAACCAUUCUAGAAAAUAUUGUACAGUACAAGUUAUUCAUUUGAUAAGAUUUUAUUGAUCUAGUUACCUACUAAUAGUCUUGACAUCUUAGAAAGGGGGUGAUUGUUUUUUAAUGAUGGAUAAACAAACGUGUGCUGGUGUUUUAGAACUUAUGAUGUUGAGCAUGUUCUGCACUGGUGCUAUUGUCUAAUUUUAUAAUCUAUAAACAUACUUGCUACCCAGUCAGGUAUGAAUUUAGCUUAUAUGGGCUAUUUUGCGAUUGCAGCAUAUUUACUCUUAAAUCGGUAUGAAGUGUCUACAUUUCUUGUGAACAUGUAGCACUUACAAGACCCUGAUUUCCCGCAAUACUUUAGAAAAUAUCUAUUAAAACACAAGUUGUGUUAGCUGUCAGCCAUUGUCACCAGAGAACACAGCAAUAUUUGGUAUGUUGCAAGCUUGAAGGUAGCUUAAACUUGAAAUAGUUGGUCCAUUAGUUGUAUCUGAUGGAUGUGAAUUUGCCUCCUAGUUCACUUUGUGUCAAGAGCUAAAACUGUGAACCUUUAUUGGUGGGUAAUAACUGAAAAUAAAGAUUUAUUUUCAUGCUCA